CAGUGAGAGCGAUGUGCGCGAUUCUUGAAUACAAAUCUAGGUUAUAACUCACAAUCUUAUCUACACUCGAGUGAUAUCAUGCCAUUGGAAAGUAAAACCGAGAAUAUGAAAUCGUAAUUUGGUUUAGAAAUAGAAAAAAUGUACGAAAACAACAUUCAUCAUAAACAUUCGAAAAUGGAAGACAUUGGGUUGGUUAUGAAGGAAAUAAAAUCCAAUAACAUGCCGAUAAAAAGACUGUUGAAAAACGAGGUGGAAGUCAUACCAGCUGUUGAAGAGACAGAAGAAAACGACUGUGAUAUAGAACCUAUAGAACCUAAACAAAUUAAAGAAAUUAAGGAGCCUGUAGAACAUAAGUUACCAUCGCCAGCUGGUUCGUUCAGUAAAGCCCCGAAAACGCACCACUCAGACAUUCCUAUGUAUAGUUUUAACUCAAUUUCCUCGCACCAAAGUAGCCCUAACUUUAGGAGAAACAAUAGCGUUAGAUCUCUGAAGAACUACCACCAUUUAUUGGGUGAUUUAGGGGCAGAAACCUCCUAGUAGUGAGUCAGGGAUUGUUUCUAAGUCUUCUGACGCCGCGUCACUCAGGUCAUGGUCAUCGGUGUAUAUGGGGUCGACCGAUGGCAAAAAGAUGAUUGUUAGGAGAGUUCCCACAUCACCGGUGGAGUUGUUUAAUAUCGUUAAUCCUCCAACACCACCAGAAGCGUACACUCUGGAAAAUGAUACAGACGAUGAAACAGGUGACGAAGACAACGACGAAUAUGGGAAACCAAGAAGACAGCAGUGGUCCAAUAAGUUACAGUUUGUUCUGGCUUGUAUUGGAUACAGUGUUGGACUAGGCUCAAUAUGGAGGUUUCCCUACCUUUGUUACAAAAGUGGAGGAGCCGUUUUUCUCAUUCCAUAUGCAAUAAUUAUGAUAUUUAUUGGGGGACCCAUGUUAUAUAUGGAAUUAGCAAUAGGUCAAUUUACAGGACGAGGUCCGAUAGGUGCAUUGGGACACCUCUGUCCUUUAUUCAAAGGAACUGGUAUUGCAAGUGUAGUAAUAUCAUUUCUUCUUUCAACGUACUAUAGUGUUAUCAUAGCGUAUGGAAUCUUUUAUUUUUUCACUUCGUUUCGAGUAAAUCAACCAUGGGACGACUGUACACAUCGAUGGAAUACCAAGAAUUGCUGGGACCAAAUGAGGCAGAAGCUAAACCAUUCGAAACCUAGACAUACUCAAUCGCCUGCUGAAGAAUUUUAUGACUUAAAGGUUCUUCAAAUAGGUAAAGGUAUAGAAGACUCUCACAACCUUAGAUGGGAACUUGUGGCCUGUUUACUGUGCGCCUGGAUCCUUAUCUAUUUUGCCAUAUGGAAGAGCAUCAAAUCAUCAGCGAAAGUGCGUUAUUUCACAGCGACGUUUCCAUUCGUCAUCAUCAUCAUAUUAUUAAUAAAAUCUUUGACAUUAGAAGGAGCUGAUGUCGGAAUGAGGUAUUUUUUCAAACCAAAAUUCGAGCUGCUUCUGAAUGCAGAGGUUUGGGUAAAUGCAGCUAGUCAAACUUUCAACUCAAUGGGUUGUGCUUUUGGAUCAAUGAUCUGUUUCGCAAGUUAUAAUAAGUACAAUAGUAGUAUUUUACCUAAUACUGUAGCAGUCUGGCUUUUAAAUAGCGUAACUAGUUUAAUCGUAGGAAUUUUUGCUUUUGCUACAAUUGGAAAUAUCGCUACCGAACAAGGAACGAGUAUUGAGGAUGUUAUUGAUGACGGACCUGGCCUAAUAUUCGUCGUGUAUCCUCAAGCAAUAGCAAAGAUGCCAGCCUCCCAACUCUGGGCCGUGUUCUUCUUUUUCAUGCUGAUUUGCCUAGCGCUGAAUAGCCAAUUCGCUAUUGUGGAGGUCGUGGUGACGUCACUUCAAGAUGGUUUUCCGGGAUGGAUUUCUAGAAAUUUGACAUGCCACGAGAUUCUCGUCCUAGUCAUCUGCGUUGUAUCGUUUUUAUGUGGCAUACCCAAUGUUACUAAGGGAGGAAUAUAUUUCUUUCAACUGAUAGACCAUUACGCAGCUUCCAUAUCCAUAAUGUACCUUGCAUUCUUCGAGGUGAUCGGAGUAGCUUGGUUCUAUGGCGCAUGGAGGCUAAGCAAAAACGUUAAAACUAUGACUGGAAGACAUCCUGGCUAUUUCAUUAAGUUCUGUUGGUUAAUUGCAACCCCACUAAUGAUUUUUGCUUUGUGGGUAUUUUUGAUAAUCGAUUAUGAACCGCCUACGUACAACAAUCGAACUUACCAUUAUCCCACUUGGGCAAUUGUUGUAGGAUGGAUAAUCUGUGCAUUUUCGAUUCUUUGUAUACCCAUUACGAUGAUAGUUGUAUUUUUGAAUGCUCCCGGAUCUACUUAUAUUGAGAAGUUUAAAAAUUCAAUCAAAUCAGAUCUCAUCGAUAACUGCCCGAAGUGCAGCGAUCUGGAUUGUGAUUGCGUGAAUGACAGUGAAACUGGUCCGAUGCUCAUAGUAAAAAACACCGCUGAUAUUAAACCCGUUCAAAACGAUAACAAAGAAACUCCACUUUUUACCGCUGUCAGUACACCAAAUAUUCCACAACAAACCGAAGUGGAGGAUGUUAAACUAGGGAAAGCCUCAGCGAGUAUGAUAACGUGCAAGAGGAGAGAAAAACGAAUGAACAAGUGUAAGAUUAAAGAUUACCGCAGUAUGAUAAGCAAACAAGUUGAAGCUUUUAUAUGAAUGACUUUUGAUUUGAAAGUCACACUGUUAAUAAAUUUUUAGUUUUCAC
Messenger RNA from Diabrotica balteata, 2753 nucleotides. NCBI's taxonomy places the organism in Eukaryota, Metazoa, Arthropoda, Insecta, Coleoptera, Chrysomelidae. The record is from the annotation of a GenBank genome assembly.